Caenorhabditis remanei is the source of this 270-nucleotide messenger RNA. RefSeq lists its product as uncharacterized. The transcript is spliced from 3 exons. Lineage: Eukaryota; Metazoa; Nematoda; Chromadorea; Rhabditida; Rhabditidae. The record is from RefSeq and is a predicted model, not a curated record. Bases 1 to 270 code for a protein of 89 amino acids.
AUGUUUUGGUCGCGCGUCCAAUUCGCGGCACGAAGAAGAGAAGAUAGCCGACCGCUUUAUCGAAGAAUCUUCACCAAUCGUCGACUAGAUAUAGCUCACAAAGUUAUCGUCCGUUCGAUUCUCGGAUUUCUUGUCUUCAGCACCUCGUAUUGUGUUAUCAACGCCGGAAUUUACUAUAAAUUCGUACGGCCGAUUCGCCAAGAAGAACGAGAAAUUCUUGAGAGAGAGCUAAUUGAGGCAGACAAAGCGGGAUUUGCUUUCAAAAAGUGA